AUGACUUCGGAUUCGCCCAAGACUUGGUUUUUGGAUGCCUUCAAUCUUCCGCUGUCAGAGGGGGACAGGGGGUUCUUUUAUCGCUGUCUGGAUCAUCGUGGUGGCGGCAGGAAGGGGCCACUACUGAUAGAGUCGACUGAUGUCCUUGUUGGCGAUUACGUCAAUGAUAUCACGGAGACGCUUGAGGUGGUUGCAGACGCUGGGUUCUUGUCCGAUGCCCGCGGGGGCAGCAGAGACCAUCGAGCAGGCCCGGCUGAGGAUGAGUCGAGAGUACCUUGGAUCGGUACUGCCAACUUGCUGUAUGUGGUUCCAACUCCGGAGUUGUUGGAACAGGUGAGAAAGUUGGGGCACAAGGUGCGUGUCGGUAAUCCCGUUGAGCCACAGAUGCCUACGAUCGAGGCCUCUUCUGGUGUACCGACAGGGUCAUUUUCACCAAUUUCCCCUGAUUCCGGUGCGACUUCCACGACUUUUAGAGCGCAGGAGAACACAGAAGCUAGUAAUAGCGCCGCGCCCCUGGUUUUGGUGUCGCACAACACAGAAGACACAACCAGUUCGAGCCAAGCGCCGAUUGGACAGUAUUCUAUCACACCAGUUGAGAUUUUCCUCUACAAGGAUGCCUUCACGAUUGAGGAUCUCAAGAAUCCGCCCUAUUACAAGAGCGAAUACCCCAAAGCUCUAUAA
Messenger RNA from Saitoella complicata NRRL Y-17804, 681 nucleotides. RefSeq lists its product as uncharacterized. Lineage: Eukaryota; Fungi; Ascomycota; Saitoellomycetes; Saitoellales; Saitoellaceae. Bases 1 to 681 code for a protein of 226 amino acids. The transcript has 2 exons. The record is from RefSeq and is a predicted model, not a curated record.